AAGAAGAAGAAGAUGCCAUAAAUAAAUCGAGAGAUUAUGACAAAGGCUUUUCUUCCAUCUACAUGGUUCGUUCUCCCUUGUACAAACCUUGCUCGGUAGUCAGUUUCAUCCCCCACCUCUCUUUCUCUGCCCUUUUCUUCUCUCUUUCUCUCUCUCUCUCUCUCCAAUUAUUCUAUCCUUCACUCUCAAAAUAAUAUCAAAAAUAAAACCAUUCCAGUUUCAGUUUCAGUUUCAGUUUCAGUUUCAGUUUCAGCUUUAAAAUGCUCCUCCCUCCACUUCUCAAACCCCAUGUCUUUUUCACCCAAAUGUUGCACAUAGUGGUCAUCAAGCUCUAAGCUCAAGUGGCAUUUUUUCCUUAUGGAUUUUGGGGUUGUGGGUUUGGAAGGGUUUGGGGGUUCAGACAUUGGCUUUGGUUCAGAUCAGGAGGCAAAGAACAGGCGGUACGGAUCUGGGUUCCAGAAGCAGGAGAGAUCUGGGACCGUUGAUGAAGAACAUUGGAGGAGCUCAAAACAGGUCAAAAGUAGUGAUGAUUUUUCAGCACCAAAGAAAAUGCUGCAGCUCAACACUGGUAUGAUGAGGACUAAUUCCACCAACUUUGACGGGCAGCAGUUACUGAGCUUCUCUAGCUCAUCCAAAUUAGAAGCUCAAAAUGCCUCAUUGCCUAGCUACUUUCAACAAGCAGUGUCUGCUUACCAUAGAAAUUCAGGUAACAACCAUAGUGGGAGCUUAAAUGGGGCUACAGUGCAUUGGACUAUAGCAGGAGGCAGAGGACCAUUCACUCCUUCACAAUGGAUGGAGCUAGAACACCAGGCCUUGAUCUACAAAUACAUCACUGCAAAUGUACCUAUACCAUCUAAUCUGCUCAUCCCAAUAAAAAAGGCCUUGGAUUCUGCUGGGUUAUUUUCACCAGGACUCAGAUCCAAUACAUUGGGAUGGGGUUCUAUCCAUUUGGGAUACUCCAACAGUACCGAUCCUGAGCCAGGGAGGUGCCGUAGGACAGAUGGGAAGAAAUGGCGGUGUUGGAGAGACGCUGUACCUGACCAAAAAUAUUGUGAGCGGCACAUCAACAGAGGCCGCCAUCGUUCAAGAAAGCCUGUGGAAGGUCAAACCGGCCAGUCCGUUACCGGUACCGCCACCCCCACCCCCACUGCCUCAAAGCAGCUUAUGCCUGGUGGAGGUGGAACCAGCAACCUCGCUAUUGCCAACCAACAGCUCAAGAGUUUGCAGCCCGCUGCUGCUGCAUCUAAUUCUUCUGCACCCACUCAGAUGAGCAGGAUGUUCAUGAAUAAAGAUAGUGCGAGUGAGAGAAUGCAACAUUCUCCAAACCUCUCCAUGUUGUCCAAGGAAAACACAUUCUUGAAUCAGAAACAGCAACUCGGGCUUGAGGAAUCCUCAAGAUCUGAGUUUGGGCUGGUCACCUCUGAUGCCCUCCUCAACCCUUCACAGAAAAGGUCCUCGAGUUCAAUGAUGAGCUGUGGUAACUUUGGUGCUGUUCAAGAGACAGAUUCACAACAUUCCCUUCGCCACUUCAUUGAUGAUUGGCCUAAAAACCCAUCUGAUCGCCCAGCUGUUGUUGCCUGGCCUGACCAACUCGAUAUCCAAACAGACAGGACUCAGUUAUCCAUUUCCAUCCCCAAGACAGGUUCCUCGGACUUUAUACCAUCCACUUCCUCUACCAACAAUGGGAAGCUCACUUUCUCCCCACUCAGAAUGUCUCAUGAGCUUAACUCAGUUCCAAUGGGUUUAGGAGUAAGCAGCUGUAUGGAGCAACACAAGAAACAAGCAAACUGGAUUCCAAUCACCUGGGAGCCUUCAGUUGGUGGUCCUCUGGGAGAGGUUCUGCACCAUACCAAUAUCAAUGCAGCAGAAUGCAAGAAGUCUUCAGUGCUUAACCUUAUGACCGAGGGCUGGGAUAACAACAGUCCUCCAUCUUUAGGGUCUUCUCCAACUGGGGUCUUGCAGAGGACUGCAUUCGGGUCUGUGUCUAGCAGUGCAGGGAGUAGUCCAAGAGCAGAGAAUAGGAGUACUCAUGAAGGGGCUAGCCAUUGCAAUGAGCUUCUUAUGUUUCCUGCCUUGUAAGUUUGUAACCAUAUGAACCAUCUUUGUGUUCGUUUUUAUGUGUACUGCCAAGCAUAAUAGUCAGAGUCUAUUGGUAGUUAGUUGUUGUUUUCUUGAACUUCUUGUGAAAUUGCAAACUUUGAGGUGAUAACUUAUCAGUACUAGUUGUGCAAAUAGUGAUUGCCUAUCAAUUUGUGAUUGCUCACUGGUCUCACAUUAUCAGAACCUUUAUGCCUAAAUGUAAUGACGACUAAAGUGACCAAUUAGUAAUAGAUUUCUUGGUCCAGAAACCAAAUUGGAGCUCCGAUUACCAAUGCCCAAUGGCGCUAACCGAGCAAGUGAGCAGUCAUCCCAGAAGUCACUGAUUUCUGUGUGUUUAGAAGUCAGUUUCAGAAGGGUCGGUUCACCUGGUUUCCAAAAUAAUGUUACAGCCCUCGGUUGCUCUUCAAGAUUUAUCAAAAACUGUGGGUGUUUUCUAGUGUUUUUGGGUAUUCAAACAUUAUAGUCACGAGCUAUAACAUCAGGUCAUAUAAAAUUUACCGAAUUAUUUCCUUGCUCACAUCUGAGUGCCUUUUUUUAACCCAUCUACCAUCCUAUCUUAAGGGAUCACUUUUAAACGCUAAAAUGAGUAAAAUCCAAUCCAAAACCUAUUACAGAUAAUACCGAGUCUUUUAUUGAAUAGAGACCUCCUGGUAUUUAGUUUCGAAUUUUAGUUAGGGCUCUGUUUCAUUCUUUGGUGGGUUUAGCUGGUCUUCAGUUUACUGGGUGGGUUAGGGUUUACAGAGCAGAGCAGUACAAUAAAAGCAUAUAGACGCAAAAUUUGGAGGCAUGCGUAACCCGAAACUCUGGACCAUUUGUCAGUUCGGGCUUUAAACACCACCAUGGUAAUCACUUUAAGGAGUUGCUAAAACACCGAGCACCAGAGUAGGAUGCUCCAUGAUUACAAUAGUCAACUCCUAUACAUAUCUUCUGUAGAUCUGUUUACACAAAAAUUCAUACCAAAAUUUGGGCCAGA
Molecule: messenger RNA, 3073 nt
Organism: Rosa chinensis
Lineage: Eukaryota; Viridiplantae; Streptophyta; Magnoliopsida; Rosales; Rosaceae
Product: growth-regulating factor 6
Exons: 4
Coding region: 358-2079 (573 amino acids)
Biological process (GO): DNA-templated transcription; regulation of DNA-templated transcription; developmental process
Cellular component (GO): nucleus
Molecular function (GO): ATP binding
Source: RefSeq, a predicted model, not a curated record